GGGUAGGGCGGGUGUGCGUGCGCGCCCCGGGCUGGACCUGCGCCUGCGCGCUGGCAGGCGGGAUGCCGGGGCGCCUGCGCGCUGUGAGGCGAGUGGUGGCAGUUGCCGAGGAACUGCGGACAGGAGGGGGCGGGGGGUGAGGGUUCGGUUUGCCGAGGAGAGCUGAGGGGAGGGGGGGCGGCGGCGGGAGUCGGAGUCAGCCUGGCAGCACUCGUCCUUCCUCAGCCCCCGGCCCUGCACAGCUGCGGAGUGCUUCCUUGCGGUCGUUCCUUCAGAGCAGUGUGCUGCCCCUCCUUGCGGGCUGAAGGCCUCCCCCGCCGCCAGGCGCUCCGGCCUGCGGGCACAUCAUGAGCUUCUUCAGCUUCGGGCAGAGCGCCGACAUUGACGUGGUGUUAAACGAUGCCGAGACCCGCAAGAAAGUGGAACAUAAGACGGAGGACGGGAAGAAGGAUAAAUACUUCUUGUUUUACGAUGGCGAGACCGUAUCCGGGAAGGUGAACGUCAGCCUGAAAAAUCCCGGCAAAAGGUUCGAACACCAAGGCAUUAAAGUGGAGUUCAUCGGGCAGAUCGAGCUAUACUACGACCGAGGAAAUCACCAUGAGUUUGUCUCUCUGGUAAAAGAUCUGGCCCGACCUGGUGAGAUGACACAAUCCCAAACAUUUGACUUUGAGUUUACACAUGUAGAAAAGCCAUAUGAGUCGUACACUGGUCAGAAUGUGAAGUUGCGGUACUUUCUGAGAGCAACCGUCAGCCGCAGGUUAAAUGAUAUUACAAAGGAAAUGGAUGUUGUUGUUCACACCCUGAGUACGUACCCUGAGAUGAAUUCAUCCAUCAAAAUGGAAGUUGGGAUUGAAGACUGCCUACACAUUGAAUUUGAAUAUAACAAGUCAAAGUACCAUUUGAAGGAUGUAAUUGUGGGAAAGAUAUAUUUCUUACUGGUUCGCAUCAAAAUCAAGCAUAUGGAAAUUGACAUCAUAAAAAGGGAAACUACAGGAACUGGACCAAAUGUGUUUCAUGAAAAUGACACAAUAGCAAAGUAUGAAAUAAUGGACGGAGCCCCUGUCAGAGGUGAAUCCAUUCCUAUCAGACUUUUUCUGGCUGGAUAUGAAUUGACUCCAUCUAUGAGGGAUAUCAACAAGAAGUUCUCUGUACGGUACUACCUCAAUCUUGUUCUUAUUGAUGAGGAAGAAAGGAGAUAUUUCAAACAACAGGAAAUCACUUUGUGGCGAAAAGGUGAUAUAGUUCGAAAGAGUAUGUCCCACCAGGCCGCUAUUGCAUCACAGCGUUACGAAGGGUCAGCAAAUGCUGAAAACAAACCUUUGAUUUCAAAUCAAGAUGUGGAUAACUAGUUCAUAUCUCUGCCUCUAUCCUGGUUUCUAGAUUAGCAAUAUAAACUGCAAAAAAAAAAUCAAUGGAAAGAAAUGAGUAUUCAAAGUUGAUUCAAUUCCCCUUCAGAAGACAUCUUCAGGAUAAGAGAUGGACUGAAAUUUAAAUUGUUGCCUCUGUGUUUUAAUAUCAAGUUAAAACAGUUUUCAUGUUGCUUUAAAGAUGUGUGAUGGAGCAUACAGAUGCAAGCAAAUCUUAUAAUCUGAGUCCUACCACCAUGAAUCUAUGUUCCUUGGACACAUCAUAGUUUUUAUCUACCAGGAACACCUGAAUUCAGCUCUGAUUUAUCAGCUAUGCUGUGUGGUAUAUCAAUGAAUUUCCUUUCAUAAUUUGUUUUAAGUGCUGGGUCAAUCCUACUCUGAUUGCACAUUGGUGUUGAGUCCACUCACUUGAGAUUGUACAGAGACCUGUACUUCAUCUCGUAUGAAAUUUGGCUAUUGACCCUUUUUUGUCAAAUAGUAUUUGGUUUUAUCAGAAAUAUUUGAAUGUUUCCAUUAACAAUGCAUAAAAUAUCACUGUUGGUACGUGGGAUCAGUAUACAUAGGUACCUGAUGGUUGGCAUGGACCGAAGGAUCUGUUCUUGUGCUGUAUGGUUCUAUUGGCUGUUUUCACAUUUUUUUUAAUGUCUUACUAUACAUGCUGCAUAAAGUUGAUUAUGCUUCUAAAACACACGGAUGUUUAACUAAUAGAAAUUCCUGAAUAUUUUCCAGACAUACUGAAGGGAUCAACUUGUUCUGAAAAUUAGAUUGAAUACUUGACCUUUGUUGUUAAGACAUGUUUGUUUUUCCAGAAUAAGUGAUUUGUGUGUGUAUAUGCAAAAUUUCAAUGAUUUUAAAGUAGAGGUGCCCUUUUUUUUGCUGGAAAUCAUGAUCAGAUUUUAAUAUUCCAAUUUGCCAUUUCACUCCAGGCGGGAGACACGCACUGUGCGUGAGUUAGGCUUGAAGCACUGAUGUUCUAAGGUGGAUUUUCUUAUUAAAGAUAACACCCCUUCUACACAAGGCAAGUUCUUUUGAUAUUUAUAGUAAAUGGCUUUUUUUGUUUUGCAGGUAUUACACAAAGAAUUACAGUUUACAAGUACAAUACAUUAAUGCCCAUAUCUGGACCUUCUGUGUUCAAAUUAGUACCUUUUUUAAUCUUAUGUCAUUCAACAUAGUCAUUUUAAGUUUGGUUAAAAUAUUUGGAGAUGGGAAAAGAGAAAACAUUUCCAAUGACAUCAAACCAUCUGAAAUAGUGUUACCUGAUUCUGCAGAUAGAUUUUUAAUUUCUGAUCACUUUGAAGGUGGAUGUUAAAAUUUCAUUAUCAACUACUUUAAACUUCCCUCCUUGGGGACAAAUGAUGUGUAGCUUUUAGUCAAAAUGGGCACUUGAAAAAUGAGGUAAUCAUUCUUAAAUCCAGAAGAAUAAAUGUUUUUAUAAACAUGUUAUAUUGUUAUUGGCUAUAUCCAAUUCGGUAUGGGGUGCCAUUUGUUUUCCCUUUGUCUCCAUCUUUUCCUAAAAGGCUCUUCGAUGUAAUCAUGUACAUGUGCAAAAUGAAACUAAUCAAAUUUGCUUAAAUAACUGCUGCAUCUGAGAGUCCAAGACCUGCUUGCUAUUUUUAUCUGUUAUGCAGAUUUUUACACUUGGUUGAUUCCUAGCUGUGUUACAGAUGGGUAUUGUUUCUGUCUAGGAGCUAGAAAAUGAGGGAUAAGCCAACCUAAGCAAAAAGAGCCACUUGGCCACAGGAACAAGGAGGCUUGUGACGAUGUGGACCUCUUGAUUCCGAAAUAGUCACAAUGGUGGGCUAACCCAUAAUUUAGGUUGGAAAUUGAGGCUGAAAAUCUGGCUAGGAAUUCAGAUUUUGAGGAUGGGGAUUGGUGCGAGAACAGAAGGGUGUGUUGUAUCUGCCACUACAGAUGCAAAAGCCUUUGUACAGGGAUUUUUAAAAAUUUUUCCUGAUGUUUACUGCAGCUUUAAACAUGUUUAAAUACAUUUCUAGAUAAAACGUUUUGAAUGCUCACUUGCAAAAUGUCUCCGUUUUGUCUACAAGCUUGGCCUUGAACUUCCAGUUAUACGUCGCUUUAAUUCACCCUGCUCCACCCACUCUGAACUCCGCCUCCUUUGCAGUUCCACUGCUAAGCUCAUUAUACGGCCAAGGGGAAAACACCAGUUUCUGACUGGGCAUAUUAGUUUCAUGGACUCUACCUGAAAAAUUUGAAAUCAAUUGUGUCAGUACUUCUUGCCUUUUUUCCAGAUUUUUAGCAGUCAUUCCACGAUGCUUGGAUAUAGAUAAUUCUCCAUUUAAAUGUAUUAACCCUUUGCCACCUUCUUUCACCUUGCCCUUCUGUUUAUUCUCUCCCUAUCAUUGUUGUAGACCUUCCCUUUCUCCACGUCUUAUCUUUUGUAUCUAACUUUUUCCCCCUCUUCUGAUGAAAGGUCAUCAAGCAGAAACAUUAACUUGUUUCCCUCCCCACAUGCUGCCAGCUCAGCUAUACAUGUGGAAUUUUCUGUUUUUAUUUCAGAUUUCCAGCAUCAGCAGUAUUUUUGUUCAAUGUCAAUUUAUGCAUCAGUAUAGAAGGCCUCCUAAGUAUAUCUUCCUAGGUAUAUUUGUAUUAAAGGCAAAGCCACUGGUUGGUAUUUCAGUUUACAAAGGGAUAAUUUUAAAUGUAAAGUAUUUGAUUGUGUGCUGUCAAUAAUGGAGUAAUUGCAAAAAGACUUUUUAAAUUUCCUUUUACUGUUCUUGUCUUUGCUUUGUUCUGGGAUCUAUACUAGUUUAUUAACCUGUUUCACCAUUAGUAGCAAAGACUAAUUUAGUGAGAUGUAACUGAUUUUAUUCAUUUGUAUGUGCUUCAACGGCUAUCACUUUCCUAUUGUUGUACUAAUAAGACAAUCUCACUUUAAAAGUAUAAUCCAAUCUGUUACUAGUAGUUUUUACAGAUUAAAAAAAAAUUAGAAAUGCAAGCAUGAUUUUUGCAUGUCGCUUGGUGUCAAGUGGCUAGUUUGCAUGUGCUGCUCAGUAGUUUGUGGGUUCAAGUAUCAUUCCAUUGAGUACAUUUCUCAGAUGAGACAUUAAACUUAAAAUUCACAAGAGGCAGACAUUUUUUUAAAAAAAAUCACAAGGCAUUAUUUUGAAGAGCAGCCUGAACAAGCAGCAUUAAGGCUGAUCCUCUGACCAUAUUCCUGGUUUUGGGCCUUGUUAUGUGCAAAUUGGCUGCUAUACUUCAAAAGCACUUUAUUGGGUGUAAAAUUCUUUCAGUUGUCAUGAGGUACUAGAAGGCAGUAUAGAAAAGUUUUUCAUUAAAAUGGGUUAUCCAAGUUCUCUGAUCCGGAAAGCUAUAUCAAAAUCAGUGUCCAACUAAGCAUGUCCAGUUGGACAAAGUUCCAGAUGUUUUUGUACCUCAAAAUUAUGGUAUUUUACUGAUUUAAAGUUUCUUUUGCAGUUUUUAUUGAAAUGCUGCCUUGUAUCUUAUUGCCUAAUUUGUAGUUAUGAUCGUUGAGGGCAGUCAGCAGUUUAAUGAUUCAUUUCCUUGGAGCUUAAAUGAUGGCUGACUCAAGAUAUCAUUUCAUAUUUCCUUGUGAUGUUGAUGCAAUGGGCCAUUUUGGCCUGUUGCAUCAAUGCCAGCUCACAGAGCAAUCCCAUCUCCCCAUUAUUUUUUCCUAUAACCCUUUCAACCCACAUUCCCAUCAGCUUUUCCCCAGAUUCUGUCGCUUGCCUACACACUAGGAGGAAUUUGCAGUGGCCAGUUAAUCUUCCAACCCACACCUAUUUUAGGAUGUGGGAAGAAACUGGAGCAGCCAGGGGAAAACACAUUACUCGCAGAGAGAAAAUGCAAGCUCCACAAGUACCUUAAGUACAAGUAGAACUUGGGUUGUUGGAGCUGUGAGGCAGCAGCUCUACCAGCUGCACCACUGUGCCUAUCAGCCACAUUUGACCUGCUAAAGCUCAUUGCACAAAACCCCAUACUGGAGAGAGUUCAGAGGUCUGAGAGAGUAUUGGUGAAGAACAAGAGAAAACAAUGCGGCAUGGUCGUUCCUGUGCACCAGGUUAAAAACAAUAUUGACAUGCAGAUACUCAUCAAAUAGCCUCUGUCAUAAACUGAAGAUGGUAAUAAUAAUAUAAUAUCACAUUCUAUGUAAGGAUAGGGGAGAUGAAUUGAUGCCUAAUGAAGGUCUGUUUGUUCUAUUUCAAUAUAAAGCAGUCUGUCUAGCAAAAGUAUUGCCUUGGAUCAUCAAGCAUUUUUAUCCAAGGUAGUUAGGACUUAAAAUCUUGUUCAGCCAAUUUUAGUGCAUUCUUAACUGUUUCUUUUGCUAUAAUUAUAUACGGUGUGUGAUUUUUUUUCUUAUAGUUUCUAUGCUUUAUAAUAUGAAUAUUCCAAUGGAACCAAUAUUUAGACAUUGGGAGACUAUCAGAUAAAAUACUCAUUGAAACAUGUUUUUAAAAGCAUAGAGUGCUAGAGAAUAUCAUUGUAAUUUUAAUAGUUUUGAUUCCAUCUGUUUUGUUUCGUAAACCAUAAAACAAGGUUAAGAGAGAAGAGGAGAAUGUAUUGAAUGGUUUGUACUUGAUUUUUUUAUUGGGAGAGAAAGUAAAUUUAUAUUGUGCCAUGAAAAAGUUUGAUUUCUCCUGAAAAAUGUAGGCUAUUGUGAACACUUUAACUUGUCAAGCAGCUUUCAGAUCAUUACUUUUUCCAUUUUAGUGACAAAAUCAUUAGACAGUAACUCCAUGAUGAGCUGAACAUAACCAGCAAGUUAAAUGGCUGGGGACUAGACAACAUUGACAUUCAAAGCUAAAGUUGCAGCAGAAACUGAUUAGUUUUCCAAGGCGUUUUCAAAGCCAUUGAAAAAGCAGCUUUCAAGGGAGUGAAAAAUUCAUUUAUAACUUUAUUGUUACUGUAAAUUAAGUGUACAUCUAUGAAACAACUGCCAUCAUUGAAUAGCUAUAAGCCUACUUGUAUCAGUAGUUAAUCUGAAACUUUUAUAGUUGUUAAUGCCUACAAUUGUACAUGCCUAUAAAUACUUCUUUUGGAAGGUACAAAAGCCCAUAGUAAGUGUUAUGUCCUUUUUAAUAUUGUACAUGCGCAAUUAUUUGAAUCCUCAGUUAUCCAUUUGCAAGUAUGAAACUUCUAUAAUAAAGUGGAUUUGUACAUUUUA
Pristis pectinata (smalltooth sawfish) is the source of this 6510-nucleotide messenger RNA. Its product is annotated as vacuolar protein sorting-associated protein 26B-like. Gene Ontology annotation, cellular component: retromer complex; endosome. Gene Ontology annotation, biological process: retrograde transport, endosome to Golgi; intracellular protein transport. The coding region runs from base 348 to 1349 and encodes 333 amino acids. NCBI's taxonomy places the organism in Eukaryota, Metazoa, Chordata, Chondrichthyes, Rhinopristiformes, Pristidae. The transcript has 6 exons. The record is from RefSeq and is a predicted model, not a curated record.